This is a messenger RNA of Linum tenue, 1392 nucleotides long. NCBI's taxonomy places the organism in Eukaryota, Viridiplantae, Streptophyta, Magnoliopsida, Malpighiales, Linaceae. The record is from the annotation of a GenBank genome assembly.
AUGUCGAACAAUAUCGUCGACGACGACAGCCGGCCCAUGCGUACUGGGACCUGGGUAACCGGCAGUGCGCACAUAAUAACGGCUGUGAUUGGUUCAGGGGUGCUGUCCCUGGCUUGGGCUAUUGGGCAGCUCGGUUGGAUUGCCGGUCCGGCCGUUCUUGUCGCCUUCUCGCUCGUAACUCUUUUCACGUCCUCUCUACUGGCCGACGCCUACCGCCAUCCCGACCCCGUCACCGGCCCAGCCCGCAACUACACGUACAUGGAUGCCGUCAGGGCCCAAUUAGGCGGGCGUAAGGUCCACCUAUGCGGCUUGGCCCAGUGUAUUAAUCUGGUCGGGGUCAACGUGGGUUACACCGUCACCGCCGCCAUCAGCAUGGCGGCUGUGGAGAGUUCGUGGAGUUGUUUCCACGACGGGUUCAGGGAGGAGGACAAGUGCGACGUGUCGAGCACGCGCUACAUGAUCAUCUAUGGAUGCGUCCAGCUGGUCCUUUGCCAGGUCCCCAACUUCCAGAAGCUGUCGUGGAUCUCCAUCCUGGCCGCCGUCAUGUCGGCCACCUAUUCCGUCAUUGGCUUGGGUUUGUCCGUAGCCAAAGUAGCUGGAGGUGGGACAAAGGCGGCCACGACGACGGUGGGGUUACACGUGUCAGAGGGUCAUGAAUUGUGGAGAGUUUUCCGAGCUAUCGGCGACAUCGCCUUUGCUUAUUCCUACUCCACCGUCCUCAUCGAGAUCCAGGACACCCUAAGAUCGAGCCCGCCGGAGAACAGAACAAUGAAGAGGGCAAGCUUCGUGGGCAUCACAGUCACCACCCUCUUCUACCUUCUCUGCGGUUGUGUUGGCUACGCAGCCUUUGGGAAAGCCGCGCCGGGGAACUUGCUCUCCGGAACUGGAUUCCGCCAGCCUCUCUGGCUCGUCAACAUCGCCAACAUCUGCGUAGCAGUCCACCUAGUCGGAGCCUACCAGGUGUUUUGCCAGCCAAUCUUCAGCUUCGUGGAGUCCAGGUGCCGUCAGAGGUGGCCGGAGAGCAAGUUCGUGACCAUGGAGCACCCCGUCACCGUUGGUGGUGGCACGACGACGGCGACCGUCUGCCACGUCAACUGGUUCAGGUUGGUGUGGAGGUCUGCGUACGUGGUGGUGACGACAGCCCUGGCCAUGACUUUCCCAUUCUUCAACGACUUUCUCAGCCUCGUCGGGGCGGCGUCGUUCUGGCCGUUGACGGUCUACUUCCCCGUCGCGAUGUACAUUUCCCGGGCCAAAAUCCCCAAGUUCUCCUUCACCUGGGCUUGGCUGCAAUGCUUGAGUUGGGCCUGUCUCGUGGUUUCGCUUGUCGCGGCCGCUGGAUCGGUGGAGGGCCUGAUCCAGUCCAUGAAAAAGUACCACCCGUUCAAGAGUUGA